AUGGCUCAAGCGAAAAUUAACGCUAAAAUGAACGAUGCAUCUAAAGGCAAAUUCAGCCGAACGCUUUCGAUGGCGGACCGGUCCGGACGAUUACUGGAGAGUCUGGAUCAGAUUGAGACGAGGGUGGAGGCUCUUCGUGAGGAAGCCAGUGCUAUGGAGCAGGAGAGAGAGUGUUUAAUCGAGAUGAUCCAGUCCAUACGAAACAGUCAGGAACUGAGGAGCGUUUGUGACGGGGAAAGGGAAGAGCUCUCUCUGACCGCCUCUAGACUCCUGGGCAGGACAUUAACGGUGAGCAUUUCUGUGGACACGAUCCGAAACGAGCAGCAGGAAGAGGCCUUGAAGAAAGCCACGGCCAUCAUCGAUGAGAUCACUGGGAAGGUGCUGGAGGACAUGGAGGGGGCCAGAAAGCGUCUGCAGGCCCUCCACGCGGCGUGUGUGACCGACGCGCCUCCUGUGCCUCUGGAUCAGAAGUUUCAGAGCGUCGUGAUCAGCUGCGCCCUGGAGGACCAGAAGAAGAUCAAGAGGCGCCUCGAAACCCUCAUCAGGAACAUGGACAAUGCCCAGAAAACCAUUCAAAUCAUGGAUAACCAGAAAGUUGAUCAUUCCUGUCUUAGCAAUGGCAAAUAGAGGCUGAGGGACUGACGAGCGCCACACGUGCCUUUCCCUGACAGCACACAUACAUCACAGAGACGUCUGCAAGAUGUAUUUUUAGUGUUUGCUCAUCUGCUAUGUACUAUCUGCAAUUGCAGACCACUGUUAAAGGAUAGCACACGUACAUCUGCAUGACGUCUGUUAGAGAUCACUUGAUCUGGAAAGCAUCUGUGUACAGACGUCUGUAAGAUGUCAGUUUACAUUCAUUCUAAAUUACAAACAAAGACUUCUAAUAAACAUCUAUUUGACAUCUACAAGGAAAUGUCCUAUAGACAUAUUGCAGAUGAACAAACACCAAAUAAUACGUCUUGCAGAUGUAAAUGCACGCAGACAUCAAGUAGACAUCUUCAUGAUGCGUGUGUGAUAUCAGGGACAUAACUGAUAAAUAUGACCCUGGACC
Messenger RNA from Carassius auratus (goldfish), 1051 nucleotides. It is a transcript of the gene bag2, whose product is annotated as BCL2 associated athanogene 2. The coding region runs from base 1 to 627 and encodes 208 amino acids. Gene Ontology annotation, biological process: protein stabilization. Gene Ontology annotation, molecular function: adenyl-nucleotide exchange factor activity; protein-folding chaperone binding. Lineage: Eukaryota; Metazoa; Chordata; Actinopteri; Cypriniformes; Cyprinidae. The record is from RefSeq and is a predicted model, not a curated record. The transcript is spliced from 3 exons.